AUGGAGUUUUGGAGAGUUGAAGUUAAGGUUGGGAAAUUCUUAAGUCGCCGGCCACCGCCUCCGCCGCGAACCACCACCACCGCGACGCACAGCGGCAGAGGAUCUCUGGAGGCGGUGGAGGAUUUCGAAUGCGCCCAUGGCGGCUGCGCGCUGACGCACUCUUCCUACGCUGCUCUCGACGGGAUCCUCUACUGCAAGCACCACUUCCAGCAGCUUUUCAUGGAGAAAGGCAACUACCAGCAUGUUAUCGAGGCUGCGAGGAAAAGCACCGUCGAGAACGACGCCAACGUCGCUGCCGCCGCCGCCGCCGCCGAGGAAGGGGAGGCGGCGGGUGAAGAGGAUGGGGAGGCCAAGGCGGAUCCGGAUGAGCCGGAGUCUGAGGCCAAGGCGGAAGACUAGUCCUAGAGAGAGAAACAGAGAGAGAGAUAGAGGUGAUCUCUCUCUUCUAUUAAUUAAUUUUUGGUUAAGUAAUUAUACAGCAAGAUUUUGAUUUUCCGAGUUGCUUGGCAUUGGUUUUCGACAUUUUGGUUUAGGUUUUCAAGCUAUAAUUAUGUUGUUUGUUUUGUUGUAAUUCGAAUUAACACACAUUUUGUGUGGGGAUUUUUCCAAGUUUUUGCAGGAAUAUAAAUUGUGUAUGCCUUAUUCAUAAGGAAUUAUAGUACUCUUUGUAUAACUUU
Messenger RNA from Salvia miltiorrhiza (redroot sage), 677 nucleotides. Its product is annotated as LIM domain-containing protein PLIM2c-like. Gene Ontology annotation, molecular function: actin filament binding. Gene Ontology annotation, biological process: actin filament bundle assembly. The transcript is spliced from 2 exons. Lineage: Eukaryota; Viridiplantae; Streptophyta; Magnoliopsida; Lamiales; Lamiaceae. The record is from RefSeq and is a predicted model, not a curated record. Gene Ontology annotation, cellular component: actin cytoskeleton; plasma membrane. Bases 1 to 399 code for a protein of 132 amino acids.